UAUUCAACUUUUAAUCUUUUCAUCUGUAUCAUCAUGUCUGCUGUUCCAGGCGUUAACCGGCCUCCAUACCCUAUCCAUGAGUCUGUCAAGGAUAAAUUGGAUCCGGAGUAUGUCGACUUCUAUAACAAGUUUAUAAUCAACAAUCAGCAGGUCCACUUGCAACCAGUCGCGGCCUCCAGAACAAGUGGUGUUCUUAUACCAGGUGCUGGACCUAUGCUGCAGGUUGGAAAGACACAGGAUAUCACCAUUGAGCGCCGCGAGACCGAAGGACCUCCCAUCUUGCUUCGGGCCUUUACCCCAAAAGGCGAAGUACCAGUUGGUGGAUGGCCAGUGGUGCUGUAUUUCCACGGUGGUGGCUGGGUUCUUGGCUCAAUUGACACUGAGAAUGUGGUAUGCUCGAAUCUUUGUGUGCGCGGGAACUGCGUUGUAGUGACAGUUGACUAUCGUCUUGCGCCUGAGAAUCCCUUCCCCGCUGCAGUCCACGAUAGCUGGGAAGCGCUACUAUGGCUGAUCUCCGAAGGACCCGCGGCGCUAUCGAUUGACAAAUCAAAGAUGGCGACUGGAGGAUCCUCAGCCGGAGGAAACCUCGCUUCAGUCAUGACUCACAAGGCAUUGACUCUGUCACCGCCAGUCAGGUUCCUGUCGCAGCUACUCUCAGUCCCAGUCACGGAUAAUACUGCGGUAGUGGAGACCAAUGGAUCCUAUCGUGUCUAUGAAAACACCGUCGCUUUGCCCGCGGCUAAGAUGCUCUGGUACCGCAAUCACUAUCUGCCUAAUGAGGCCGAUCUUAAGGACCCAGAGGCAAGUCCUCUUUUCUAUACAAGUAACUGGUCUGACCUCCCUCCGGCUCUGGUCAUGGUUGGUGAGUGUGAUGUGCUACGGUCUGAGGGUGAGCAGUAUGCGGAGAAGCUGCAAAAGGCUGGCGUGGAAGUAGACUUACAAGUCAUGAAGGGGAUGCCGCAUCCAUUUUUGGCUAUGGAUGGUGUGCUGUCGGAGGGAAAGAGAUCUAUUACUCUGAUGUGUGAUGCUUUGCAAAAGGUUUUCUGGAACUGA
Penicillium taxi is the source of this 1053-nucleotide messenger RNA. RefSeq names its product alpha/beta hydrolase. The transcript has 2 exons. Gene Ontology annotation, molecular function: hydrolase activity. The annotation marks the transcript as partial. The record is from RefSeq and is a predicted model, not a curated record. NCBI's taxonomy places the organism in Eukaryota, Fungi, Ascomycota, Eurotiomycetes, Eurotiales, Aspergillaceae.